This is a messenger RNA of Python bivittatus (Burmese python), 5753 nucleotides long. RefSeq names its product speckle type BTB/POZ protein like (gene SPOPL). Lineage: Eukaryota; Metazoa; Chordata; Lepidosauria; Squamata; Pythonidae. Gene Ontology annotation, molecular function: protein binding. The record is from RefSeq and is a predicted model, not a curated record.
UGCCCGGACGCCACGCUUCCGCCACAGCCCCCUCCUCCUCCUCCUCCCUCUCCCUCCGUCCUCCUCACGCCAUCACUGGGGGCCACGGAGUAGUGGCGCGCCCCCUCCCUCAGCACCGUAGGUAUGAGACCCGCCGAGACUCCCCGCCAGCACCAAACUCGGGAAGGAUACUGACAGCUAAAUUGCUGCCUAUAUACUGAAAAAGAGUGCCAUAAAGUGGGGAUGUCAAGAGUCCCUACUCCUUUACCAUCUGGAGAGAUGUCCAGUGGACCUGUGGCUGAAAGCUGGUGUUACACACAGGUUAAAGUUGUAAAGUUUUCUUAUAUGUGGACCAUUAAUAACUUCAGUUUCUGCCGAGAAGAAAUGGGUGAAGUUUUAAAGAGUUCAACGUUUUCUUCAGGGCCAAAUGAUAAAAUGAAAUGGUGCCUGAGGGUAAACCCAAAAGGUUUAGAUGAUGAAAGCAAAGAUUAUCUUUCAUUGUAUUUACUUCUAGUUAGUUGUCCAAAAAGUGAAGUGAGAGCAAAAUUUAAAUUUUCUCUGUUAAAUGCAAAAAGAGAGGAAACAAAGGCAAUGGAAAGCCAAAGAGCGUAUCGAUUUGUUCAAGGCAAGGACUGGGGUUUUAAAAAAUUCAUUCGAAGAGACUUUUUACUUGAGGAAACUAAUGGUCUUUUACCAGAUGAUAAGCUUACACUAUUUUGUGAGGUAAGCGUGGUCCAAGACUCAGUGAAUAUAUCAGGACUGUCCAGUACAAAUACUUUAAAGGUACCUGAAUGCCGACUAGCUGAAGAUUUGGGGAAUCUCUGGGAAACCACAAGAUUCACAGAUUGCAGCUUUUAUAUAGGAGGACAGGAAUUCAAAGCUCAUAAAUCUAUCCUUGCAGCUCGUUCACCUGUUUUUAAUGCCAUGUUUGAACAUGAAAUGGAGGAAAGCAAAAAGAAUUGUGUAGAAAUAAAUGAUGUAGAUCCUGACGUUUUUAAAGAGAUGAUGAGAUUCAUUUAUACAGGGAAGGCUCCAAAUCUUGAGAAAAUGGCUGACAGCUUGUUGGCAGCAGCAGAUAAAUAUGCACUUGAACGGCUGAAGAUCAUGUGUGAAGAAGCUCUGUGUAGUAACCUCUCAGUAGAAAAUGUUGCAGACAUUCUGAUUCUCGCAGAUUUGCACAGUGCAGAACAGUUGAAAGCACAAGCAAUAGAUUUCAUUAACAGGUGCAGUGUUCUUAGGCAACUUGGUUGUAAAGAUGGAAAAAACUGGAACAACAGCCAAGCAACAGACAUAACGGAAACAGCAGGGUGGAAAUCGAUGAUCCACUCUCACCCCCACUUAGUCGCUGAGGCCUUUCGGGCCCUUGCCUCUGCACAGUGUCCGCAGUUCGGCAUUCCACGCAAACGACUAAAACAGUCAUGAAAUCUUCCAUGAACUUGAGGGAACUAACAUCUCCUAGUCCAUAUCCAAACGGGGUUUUGCAAACCCUCUGCCAGAAUAUGCUACCCUUCUCUGCAGAACAGAACCAGAAAGCGUUUAAGAAUGGAUAAUAUAUGUUUUAGUAAUCAGCUUUAAAUCAGACUGAUAACUCUCCAGUUCACUGAAAGGCCUUAACGUCAACUAUUCUAGUUCAUUUGUGAUUUUCCUUGUUUUUCUUUUUUAAAUGGUGCCUCAUCAUUUUUGACUCAGCUUUGUAGGAUUGCACUAGCUCCAUAAGGCAGUAAUGCUGAUAAAUGAAGACCGUUUUCAAAAGGAUCUUCCUCUCCUCCUUUCCUUUUUUUUGUAAAAUCCCCAAAUGAAGAUUAUCGGUUGGUCUUAUGGUAACUGGAUUUCAACUAGCCUCCUGUUAAAAGCACUUGAACUGGGGGCAAACAAGCACUCCAGUCCAAAUAUUGUAUUUAGGAUGCAUCUGCCUAUCUUGAGAGAGUGCUGUCAGGCAUGCGGUGGCAAUAUACUACUCUGAAUAUAAUUUAUUUUUCAUUGGUUCAGGUGACUGAGGGAAAUAUGCAAUGUCUUGGCCCAGAAAUGUAUUUUACUAGUAUUUAUAAAUGCUUACUAUGUGAGUGUGCCCAUCAGUGGAAAAAAAUACAGUAAUUUUUUUGGUCCAUGUUGCUUUAUCAUUGUUCUUUUAUCUUGUACUGAACCAGAGUGAGAGUUGGUACGGAGAGGAAAUAAGGGGUAUGUGCUGAGGAAGAAAUGGUUAUUUCUACAUGGAAGGUCAAGGAUGCUUAAGAGUGACCAAAUGUAAAUUUCAGAAAUGGGCCAAAAUGGAAUCUCAGUAUGCACUUUUAAUGUGUAACUUUUGUAUGUUGUGUAGUACAUAUAUAUUUUGGUUUUGAUAAAUAUGGUACAGUACUUGUGGCCUAAUUUUUGAAAUACAUUAAGAUGCCCACAGCCACAUGGGAUUUAGUUUUGUUACUGCAAACAAGGAGCGCAUGACUUAGAGAUGUUGAUUUUAAGUUAAUAUCUCAAGUGUUCAUGUUAGAACCCCUUCUGUUUUCACACUUGGGUAGGCUUAACUUUGUUCCCUUAGUGUGUGUACGCACAAGCCUAUUCUCACUAGUGAAAGUUGCACAGACACACACUUGGCAGGAAGAAUAGAAGUCUGAAAUGUCAGUAUUUAUAAGCACUGACCUGCUAUUUUUAGCCUUCAUUAUUGUAUUAGCGUUGCGGAUGGUAUUGAAAUUCUGCAUAAUGUGAAAAGGAUCUUAUAAACAACCUUGUAAACUGCUUGUAAUGGAGAAGGGUUUUGUUUUGUUUUUGUUUUUUUUGCUAUUACUACUAUAAUUAUUGUUACUAUUAUCAUUCAAACUUUAGCUUUAAUGCCAACACUUUCAGUGUGUGUGUUAGCAUUGUUUACAAUUGGAGGGAUUUAUCUGCAACAAUGCACAUUAGAAAUGUUUUAUUAUGUUGAAUUUACCUUAAUAAUGUUGAUGUGAUAUAUCUGUUGUGUGGGAAAAGUUGCAUUGAACCAUAAGUAAAGGGAAUUUCUUGUACUUUUACAUAAAAGGUUUUAGGUAGCCCAUUGGACUCACAUGCUCAGUUCAUGAAGGUUUCUUUAGCUUUUCAAAAGAUAUAUUCUCUCUGUUUUCAACAGGGAAGCAUUAAUUCAAAGAUCUAAGGCACAUUUGUUCUGAAAGAUGAUUAUUUUGAAUAUACGUAAAGAGGAGUUGGAAGCAAAAAGAGUGCUUCCAAGCCAGUGCAAAAACUUGAAACAAAUCCACAUUCUGGCUCAAGUCUUUCUUUAAGAGGAAAGAAUUUGUGCAGUGCAGAAUUUGAACAUGCAUCCUUGAGGCACAGUUAAAAGGACCAUUUUAGAUGCACUUCUGGUGGUUUCAGUGGGCCUAAACAUUAUUCAGUGAACCAAAGUGGUACAGCAGUGUUCUAUCCAGAGAUGCAUUAUAGUUUUAACAUUUCUAGAAGUUUCUGUUUAUCUAAAUUAUUAUCACAUAGGUGUUCUUACCAGUGAAAGUAAAAGAAUGUAAUGUCCCGCAGUGAUAAAAGAAAAUUUUGCUGCACGAUAACAACAUAUUCAUAUAAGCAACUUUGCAUUUCGAAUGUUGCAGCUAUAGUAUAAAAGUGACUUGAAUAUUUAAUAGAGUGAUUGUCCAUUUCAGCUUCUUCUGAUAGUACGCGUACAGUAGUCAAGUAGAACAUCUUAAGCAUUUUAUUUAAAGAUUUUAAAAAUCUUAAUAGCACACUUUGUACCAAAAAUAUCAAGCACUGUGUGGUAAGAAUAAACUAUUUGUCUAAGGGAUCUUAUCAAAAUUUACAAGAUGUUGCCAUAGAUGACCUUAAUAAUGAAUCAUGAGAAUUGAUCUAAUAUAUUAUUUGUUGGCUAUAGCAAAAUACACCGUAAAGAGUAAAAUUAAUGUUGUUUUCUAUGGAUACACUAAUCCAUCCUUCUUUUCUUAAGGAACCACAUUCAAUGUUCUUAUUCUUCCAAAAGAGCUGGCAAGAACAACCUGUAUGUAUUUUCGAUGUUUCUGUACCUACUGGCUGAAAUCUGGAAAGUAUGUGAGGGUAGGGAAGCCCACUUCCCCAGAUUUUCACUACAAAUGUCAAAAUGCUACAUUUGGCUUGCCAGAUCUGCUCCUCUCCAUCUGCCCUCAGCAUCAGACCUCUUUCCCUGACCCCAAAGAGAGCACCCUGCAUGUGCUGUGUAAUGAUGUAUGUUUUUUUUUUUUUGUAAGAGUUGUUUUCCGAAAAACGGGAUUCAGUUUUCUGCUAAAAGUGAUAGAGUUACCAUUUGAAUCACUUAUGUUGGUGAUGUUUUUCAACGAAGGAAGCCUCAGUAACACAUCCAGAUUUUGGCAGUCCAUUUACUGCAUGCUGACAUGUAAUGCCUGGUGCCUUUAGAAAUGCAAGAUGAUGAAAUGAAAACAUUUGGAAAGUUGUGGGAGAAUCUAGACAGAAAGACUGGUAAAGAAGUCAUGAACAUCGAAUCUGGUCAGCUCAUCAAAUUUGUUCAUCAAAAACUGAAGAUGCCAAAUAUUUUUCAAAGGCACAUUUGUCUCUCACAACCAAUUGCAGGUUGAAAACAGCCCUGGAUAUCCUAGAAAGAGAAUUAUUAAGAUGAGACAUAUUUAAGGUAUGCUUUUCUGUUUUUGUUUUGUAAUUCCUUGAUUUAAAUAUGGCAAUGUGAUAAGUAAUGGUCAUCCAAAAGUAAUAAACAAGGCAUUGAUGGCAUGAUGGCUUCGUUAUGAAGGGGUUCCUUCAAGCUGAAAGCUAGAUACUUUUGCUUGUCCAAUUCUACAGAAAAUAUUAGGAUAACCAUUUGGGGAUGCUUUGUUUUAAGGGCAUAAACGAUUUCUUAAAACAAUUGAUGUUUAGCCCAAAUUUAAUUUUUAUUGACUGGAUUGAUUGGAAUCCUCCUUAUGGACUCUCAUUAGUUUCAGUGCACGGUGGAGUUGCAUUGAUUUUCUUGCUUUUUUGCUUGCAGCAAAUGGACUUUCUCUGAAAUGGAUGCACAUUACUUUUAUCAGUGUCUGCUGUGGUUUGCGUUUAUCCUACUCUGUAGUCUAGUUAAUCCUGGAUUUUGAUAUGUCCCAAUGAAGGUAUAUUUUUGAGUCCUGUUUUAGAAUCUGAAGAUUGGAAGAAUUGAAGCCUGCGCUUAAUUGAAAACUAUCUACGUUACAUAUCAUGUUAAAACACUUUCAUCAAACCAUCCAGCCUUUUAUAUCUGCCUGAUGUUAACAGUGAAAUACUUCAGUGAAAUACUUUUUGUACCUUGUUGCUGAAAAUAUUUUUGCAUUUCAGGACAUCAAGUUACAAUAAAGUUGUUACUUAUAAAGAAACAUGUGCACAUUGAAGUCUCUGGAAUAUUGUCUUUGCUGUAGUUCAUCCUCCCCUAAGAGAGGUAACAUGGGCAGAGCCUUAUGGUGGUUGUAAUCACCAUGUUACUCCCACUUAGAUUAAACCUUUUCAGGACACGCAAUAAUAUUUUACUUUCCCAUUUGUGCACUGUUUUUAAUUUAUUUCAGGAACAAAAAGAAAACAGCUUGUUAAUGAUAGUUGCAUAUAAACGUGGGGGCACUAAUUUCGUUGUAAUAAAUUGCAAGAAAAUGCUUUAAAAAGCAAUGAAUUGAACAGGAAAAUAAUCCAAACCACUUGUCACUUGAGUGAACUUAAAGGGAUUUCUCCUGAGAUAGAGACAAGAUUCUUGGAAAAGUCUGAGCCACAACUUGUUGCCCUGCCCUCUGCUCUUCCUGGCUGGGGGGGGAGUCAGCUAGGAGAAAUCGACAUUUGCAGCCAGCCUGGUAAUGAAUAGGGAC